UCUUGGGCCGACGGGGAGGCUCAGGCGGUCGGAGGAGCCGAGGCACCGCCCGCGCCGCGUCCGACGUCGCCGCGCCGGCCUGGGAGGCGAGUUGCGAGCGUCGCGUUGUGACCACUGCCCGGGCCCACCGUGGGGACGCCGAGCGCGAGAAACCGGACCGAGCUCAUCCUCUUCCCGCCGCGCGCAGCACCAUGAGCCACUUCAACAAGGGCCCUUCCUACGGGCUCUCGGCCGAGGUCAAGAACAAGAUUGCUUCCAAGUAUGAUCACCAGGCAGAAGAAGAUCUUCGCAAUUGGAUCGAAGAGGUGACAGGCAUGAGCAUUGGCCCCAACUUCCAGCUGGGUCUCAAAGAUGGCAUAAUCCUCUGCGAACUCAUAAAUAAGCUACAGCCCGGCUCAGUGAGGAAGGUCAACGAGUCCUCGUUAAACUGGCCUCAGUUGGAGAAUAUUGGCAACUUCAUUAAAGCCAUCCAGGCUUAUGGGAUGAAACCACAUGACAUAUUUGAAGCAAAUGAUCUUUUUGAGAAUGGAAACAUGACCCAGGUUCAGACGACACUGGUGGCUCUGGCAGGCCUGGCGAAAACAAAAGGCUUCCAUACAACCAUUGAUAUUGGAGUUAAGUAUGCAGAAAAGCAGACAAGACGUUUUGAUGAGGGAAAAUUAAAAGCUGGCCAAAGUGUAAUUGGUUUGCAGAUGGGAACCAACAAAUGUGCCAGCCAGGCAGGAAUGACUGCCUACGGGACUCGGAGGCAUCUUUAUGAUCCCAAAAUGCAAACGGACAAGCCUUUUGACCAGACCACGAUCAGUCUGCAGAUGGGCACCAAUUAUGUUCUCUACCAGGCGGGGAUGUUAGCACCUGGCACCCGAAGAGACAUCUAUGAUCAGAAGCUCACGUUACAACCCGUGGACAACUCGACGAUCUCCCUACAGAUGGGCACCAACAAAGUGGCUUCCCAGAAAGGGAUGAGUGUGUACGGGCUCGGGCGGCAGGUUUACGACCCCAAGUACUGCGCUGCUCCCACAGAACCCGUCAUUCACAACGGGAGCCAAGGAACGGGAACAAAUGGGUCGGAAAUCAGUGAUAGUGAUUAUCAGGCAGAAUACCCAGACGAGUAUCAUAGCGAGUACCAAGAUGACUACCCCAGAGAUUACCAGUAUGGCGACCAAGGCAUUGAUUACUAGCCACCGGGGAGCGCAGUAUUUAGCCCAUUGUUUUUAUUCAGUGAAAACCAAUCUAGCCUUGAGUAAUUUUUAUCUCGUCUUCCUAAAACACUAUUAUGCUUAUUGUACCUAAAAGAAAUAUUGCCUUACAUACAUUCCUUUUUCCUUUUUCUGCCUCUUUCCUAAAUAGUUGCCUUUUAGUGCUGUAACAGUUAAAUCCUACAGCAUAACCAAUAACUCGCAUAUGAAGUAAAAAGGAAUACUGUGAAGGGGAGCGCUCUUGGACAGCCAGUUCUUUUAUUAAAGAUCUAUGCAUUUUUACACUCUUCUACUUCAACUGGUCUUUUUAAGCCAUAGGAACCUUUUUUUUUUUUUUUUUUACAGUUUUAGUAUUUGAUUUUUACAUGGAAGACUAAACUCAUGCUUAGAGCUAAAUACGGUCUUUGCCAACUAAAUUGAAGAUGCAGCAUUUUAGGAAUUUACCUAUCAAUGUCUCCACAGUAUUGUUUGCUAAUUUUUAAAUAAAGUCAUGAUCAGCGUGCUUUUGUGAUGACCCGUGUACUCAUUCUCUUUCCGAGCUGACAAGGUCUUUGAGUGGUGUUGCUGAGGGAGCGUGUACAGAAUCAGCCUGGACAGUGCAUUUGCUCUUCCUGUUUGUGCCAAUGUAUCGAUGUAGAGUUGCUCUGUUUUCUUCAACUGUAUUUAUUGCUGCAUUUCUCAGCAUAAACCUAUCCCAUUGUAUUUUUUAUAAAUAAAUAUUUUUUUUGAACAUU
Messenger RNA from Condylura cristata (star-nosed mole), 1933 nucleotides. It is a transcript of the gene CNN3, whose product is annotated as calponin 3, acidic. Gene Ontology annotation, molecular function: actin binding. The transcript has 7 exons. The coding region runs from base 192 to 1181 and encodes 329 amino acids. The record is from RefSeq and is a predicted model, not a curated record. NCBI's taxonomy places the organism in Eukaryota, Metazoa, Chordata, Mammalia, Eulipotyphla, Talpidae. Gene Ontology annotation, biological process: actomyosin structure organization.